UAAUGAGCAUUUCAUAAAGUGCUCGACAUGGAAAUCAUACUGCCCGAGCAAUAUAAUGAACAAAGAUUUCUCGAGUGCGCUUCGCAGAUACAAUAUGACGAGUUUAACGCAAAAAUGUUGGCGUUCUUCGUGAGCUGCAGCGAUGUGGAUGUUUAUCAGCUGAUACCCGAAGAUCGCAUCUUGCAACUAAUCUAUGGCUGGGAUGUGUGUCGCCUGCACAGCCGCGAUUGCAUCACAGAAGAAGUUGGUCACAUCGUCCGAUUGCUAGCGCACCAUUCACUGCAGCUUUGGUUUAGCCAGGAAUGGAUUGGCUGCUCAGAGAGUCUCCAGCGCAUGCUUCUCUACUAUUUAAGAAAGAGUUUCGGUGCUUUUAAGAAAAUCAAGGGACUAUGCGAUAUCGACUGGGAAUAUAUCCUGAACUUUCAAGCCAGGCCCUGGAGUCUGCCCUACUUACAACAACUCUUUGGCAGCUUACUCCAGCAUAAACAUAGUGUGAUAGAGCACGCUGUGUCACCAGCAACUGCAGAAGAUCUAACAUUUCUAUUGCAAGAGCGCCUGCAUCUUAUAAUCCUACGUUUACUAAAACUCUUUGAUGCUGGCAGCUGGGAAGCUGUUAAGCAACUCUCUCUACGUGUUCUUGCUGCCUGGCUGAAGCUCAAUCAGAGUCCAUCUACUCCGAACUUGCCGUCUGAGGAAUCGUCCGUAACAUUAGUUGGACAUCUUUAUCUGCUCACAGUUUUUGUAGCAGACGAUAAUCGCGGGUAUAUGAUUGACAAUAUGAUGUACAACAUACGCUUCUACGCGCAGAGCAUGGAGGAGGCGCCAAAUGCGGAGGAAAUGGGCUACACUCCAGCUAGACUGAUUGCAGACGUUUGUGUGCGUCUAGGCCUAGGCAAGGAUGAUUUUUUCGAGCACAUCGUAUUUAAAAAGUUCAAUUUAAGCCUUGUGACCUCAUUCGCUGUUAUGCUGGAGGCUUAUACCAGCUAUGUGCUAGGCAAUCAGCUGUUAAAAAUGAUGGCACUCAAUGAGCAUGACUUUUUGGCGAACUUGGAGAAAUUCAAAGUGCUUAUGCAUCGGUAUGUGGAAGAGCGCGAAAAUAGUGAACGCUUUUUACUUAAUGAGCUACAGAAGCUGGAGAGCCAGCGCAAUAGCCACGCCCUCCCAAACACCGUUAACCUGAAUCUUAACUAUCAGCAACAGAUUUGCAAGGGCAAUCGUGCCAGCAAUAUUGGAAACUAUAAGAACUGUGACGAUGAUGAGAAGCCGCUGUUGGACGUGGACGAGGAACUGGAUAGGCAAAUAGAUCCAGUCUUUCAGAAUGUGCCCAACAAUGAGAAAGUGUUGGACUUUGUUUAUAAUUUGCUGGCACAGAGGAAAUUUAGAGGCUGGCAGUUUGCAAAGAUUGCCUUGCUGCUAAAGAUCAUUGGCCAGAAGCUAAACACAAUUGAAGUUUGGCGUUACCAUCCUGGACUGACAACAGAGUUUAUGCUUAAUCUAGAGCAUAAACUUUCAGAUAACUAUGCUGAUUUGGCGAAGGUGUUUUCGGAGCAUGGUUUCAUGGAGGCUGAGUUCUGGCUGACUGCGUUCUAUCUGCAUCCAACGCGCAGCAACUACUUUGAAGUCAAGCGCUGCUCGCGCAUCAAAAAGAAACGAAAGGACGAUGACGAACAAGUCACUAGCAGAUCAACUGUGCGUGCCGACAAAUUUGAAAAUAUCAAAUAUGAGCUGUUGAGCUCAACGAUUGAUGUGGAUGAAAUUGUUGCCAUUACCAAUCACAGUGCGCCCGUAGCCGACUAUGAUGAUAUCUACAAGGCGCUUCAAGCGCUGCGUCUGCCGCGCAGCAUACUGAAGGAUCUGCUGACAGUGGCCUUUCAGCCGCGUAACAAGCGCUACUCCUGGGCGCUGGAGUGGAGCACUUUGCACGAACGAUGUAGCGCCUUGCUGAAAAGUACAGAUCUAAAGCGAAAGUUUGUGGCUCUCAAUAUGGCUGAGGCCAACGAUCGACUAAAGUUUUUGAAAAUUGACUACGCCAAAUACAAAAAUCGGCCCCAAUUAGACUAUGGCACCAUCGAAGAGGGCUACGAGAAUGCCGCAAAUACAGCUGAGGCGGAGGUUGAGCUAAGCGCCGAGGAUGAGGAUGAAGAGACAGCACAGAAGGCAGCACGAGAGAAAGCAGAGAAGGAAAGAAAACGCAAGCGGAAUAAGACCAAAUUCUGGACAGAAGUAGUAUCGGAGGACGAAGAGGAGGAGGAGGAGCAGGAAUCAGAUGAUUCAGAAUCCUAUUACACUGGCACCGGGCGACGCACUCGGGUACGCGCUGCUGCAGUGGUGGCCAACGCCAUAAUCUCUGAUAUGGACCGAACCAUGCGCAGUGGCCGCCGCUCGCCCGCAGCUCCUACUGCAGCAGAAUUGGCGGAUAAGGAAGCACCAGACGUGGUGCCACAGACCGACACUAUGCAGUCAAAGCCUCCGCCGAACGAACAACAAACCAUGCCGAGCCGCUCAGUUGGUGAGCUGCUGCAGUCGCAGGCAAAGUACACGAACGAAACGACUGGGUUCAAGGCAUUCGCCGACAUUUGGAGCUUCGAGAAGGAUGAGCAUAUCAGCAUUAAAAGUGAUGAGAAUAUGCUGAUGGAGAGUAAUUCUCUUCUGAGCAAGUUCAGAAGCUUGCAGGGUCUAAGGCAGAAAACACAAGCGACAAGAAGUUGCCAAGUAUCGCCGCUGAGGAAGAAGGACGCAUUAGAACUGAACGCAAUUGAAACUGAAGUGUCGCGAUCCGGCAGCCGCAGCAACAGUGAUGCGGACAGUUUGCAAUCGGGAACAUCGAUGAUAGCGAUGCACGAUGCCAACGAGUUCGACGAGGGACAAUCUGAAGGAUUUUCUGGUGUAAGUAAAGAGUUAACGCCCCCGCCGGCGACAACGUCUGAUUUUACUAUGGAGACAGAAGUGUUGCAGCUCAGCAGGAAGUUUCUAGCCACCGAUGACGCCGGAUCGGAGGAGACGGUUACUGCAACUGAAGUGGAGAGCGAUACAGAUCCAGGAGUAGAUCCAGCUCAACCGACAACAGAAAGUAUAGUUACACUGAGGCAGCCAAGUGACGGGCAACCCGAAGAGUUCAUAUGCAAGCCACAGACAACAGAAGAUAGUUCAAGCCCGGAGGAGGAGGAAGCCAAUACUGCAGUUAGCGAACUCGAUGCACGUCUGAUCGAGGAAUGCCUGUCGCGCAAGGCCGAGGUACGUUUGGAAAUGCUCACAUUGCAGGAUAUUGAACAGUUGCGCGGUCUUCGAGUGCGAGUGAAACGCACCAAUUUCCAUGACUACUAUCGCGAAAAGAGGAUAAAGAGCAGUCGCAGCAGGCCCACAUCCAGAAACACGGUGAUCCACAGUCAAAGUCUCACGGAAGACAGCAACGCAUCGACACCCACGUCGGAGCUGACAAGCAGAUUCAAAAAAGUUAUAAAGCGAUUCGUGCACAUAACAUCCGAUUCGAAGCCGCGCCCCAAGCAAUUCAAACGCUUCAAGCAUAUCACCUCAGACUCAUCCACUUCAACUGAUCCCGAUGAAACUGCACGCCCCGCGUCUGUGCGACGACGCCGUGGUCACAAAUGGACCCAAACGAGGGCAAAGAAAAUGAAUUUGAAGGCGGAGCACGUAACUGCGGAUACGGAUGUCAUAGAACUCUCCUCGGACUCGCUAUCGUCGUCAGCAUCGCCAGUGCCUCUGACGGUGAGCCAGUUUCCGGAAGUGGUCAUGGGUUUGGAAUUGGAUCCACUCUAUGAAGAAGAAGUUGUGCCCUUUUGAAGAAAGGAAACCAUUUAUUCAGCCUGCUCUAUUUUAGGGCUGUCUUUGACUAGCCUCGAGCUACGUGUUUGUAUCGAAUGCAAUUGGGGUUGUACAACGGGCACAGUCCAAGGGAAGGGACGGACGAAGCUUGUGCACACAAGCAGCUUGGCAAAUUGAAUUUGCCUCGCUUGUUAGAAUGCAAUUAGCCUGAGGCACAUAUUUCAUGCGUAGUAGUAGUAUUUGCUUUGACUCGGACUGCGUGAGGACUUUGAUGAAAUUAUAUGUAUACAUACAGCAGCCAGCACGCAGCCUGAGUUGUGCCAUACUGGUUUUUCCAGGCUGUAAAAUUUACUAUUUUGGGUGCGACAAAUGUUGAGAAUAUACAAAGAUGCAACUCACAUAAUAUUUUACACAUUUCACUUACUAAUAUCAAUAUGGGCGCAUGCUUCCGCUCGCACUUCAAUUAACUGUUUAAUUGAUACGCCUUAUGAUUCCGCUAACCCAUAAUUAGCCACACGCGUCCGAUCAGCGGCAGCCACUUGAGCUGGUCAGGCGUAACCAACAACAACAAAUGCGUGCAUCGCCGACACGUGUCGAGUUGUGAGAAUUUUUUUUUGUCAACAAUCACAAUGUAAUAAAGCAAAUUAUGCAAGAGGCGAAAAUUUGGUAAUGCUUUAAACUUGCCGCAAAAUUAUGAACUAGCUUAGAUUUAAAUUACAAAAAACUAAUUGUAUUCAAUACUCUACCUGAGAAAUAACGAAAAUUGAAAUAACCAAACACGGGUAUUAUAUAUUUAUAGCAAGCUAAUUGUUUUGACGACUUUCUGCAGAUUCCAGUAAGGCAGUCUUAAGAGAAAAGCCAUCAACAUGUAUUAUAAUAUUGGAGUAAAGAAUCUGUAUUAAUGUGUCAAUAAAUAAUAUACGGAAUUUUUGCAAAUAACA
Drosophila grimshawi is the source of this 4724-nucleotide messenger RNA. RefSeq lists its product as uncharacterized. The record is from RefSeq and is a predicted model, not a curated record. The transcript has 6 exons. NCBI's taxonomy places the organism in Eukaryota, Metazoa, Arthropoda, Insecta, Diptera, Drosophilidae. Bases 28 to 3801 code for a protein of 1257 amino acids.